AUGUUUGCCAAAGCCAAGCCCAGUAACUCCCUUGCAAAUACUCGCUAUAAGUUUCAAUCCCAGAUUGGAAACUGCAGCUUUAACACAGCCUCCGGACUGCUCCGCAAAACCGGCAGCCAGUUAAGACAGACGAAGCUCUGCUUAAAUAACGCUGAGAAAAAGCUUACGUACACAGGAUUUGUGGAUGAAGAGGAAUAUAUGCCCCCUCCGAAAAAACAAUCAUCCAGAAAAUUGAGUCAAACUCUUUGCGUUGCAACAAAAGAAAAUGUUUCAGUCUCCGAAGUACCGUUACUUAAAAAACGGGGUCGCAAUUUAAUUAGUUUGAUUGGACGAGUGGACUUUUGCCUUAAAAUGCACAAAAUGCAGCCAGAUUUAAAUGCCAUUUGGAACGUUUAUGGCAAAAUUGUACGCAUUGUUGAGGGCAAAUGGACAGAGCGGAUACUUCUUUUGCGCAAUGAUGGCCAAGGACCCAUUUUACAAAGUGUUUUCUAUGAUUUCGACAUUGAGGAUCAAGUGAAAACGCUUACAAAUGGAAAGUGAUGUUUUGUACGCAUAGUUGGUCGUUUCAUUGGCCAGAAUCGUAUGCACACCUUCCAGGUCGAACAGGUAAGCAAUAAUGUUUGGCAACAAAACUUUUUGCGUUUGGAGAGUUUGACUUCAUAUAUUUUGAUGCAGAAUACAAGUAAUAUACAAAAUUAAUUUUA
Messenger RNA from Scaptodrosophila lebanonensis, 704 nucleotides. RefSeq lists its product as uncharacterized. Lineage: Eukaryota; Metazoa; Arthropoda; Insecta; Diptera; Drosophilidae. The record is from RefSeq and is a predicted model, not a curated record. The transcript has 4 exons.